CGCCCCCCCCCCCGUGCCGGGCGGGAAGGGAAGCUGCUCGGCGGGAGAGGUCGUUGGCCGCCGCUAGCCCGCAGGUCCCUCAUUAUUUGUAUACAGAAAAAGGAUCAGCCAUGAAAUGUGUAAGAAAAAGAAGCACUGCGGAGCAGUUCGAGACUUGUGGCAUCUGGCUGGACACUGCAAAGUUAAAGAAGCGCAAAAUACAGACUCUUGUAUCCAAGCCAACUUCAAACACGCCAAAUCCACUUCUUGAGAGGAACUGUAAUAGUCACAUUUCAGUUAAUUUUACUCAGACAAGACUUUCUCAGCCAUACACCAGGCAAACUACCAUCUCUUCGUUCUUCAGCAUUCAACCAACAGGUGAAAAGGAUGAUGAAGAAAACUUAAAGCCAUAUCCUCUUAUGUCAAAUAAAACACACCUAGGAAAAGGCUCUGAUUUCUUGGCUGCCUCCUCUAUGAAGAACUCGGGAGCUGCUAAGUUAGAGGAAGUCCAGGCACCAACCUUGAGCCCUCAGGAGGACAACAUUCAGGAGUGUAGCCAGCUGCUUGUACAAAACACACAAGGCUUGAGCAUUCCCCUGGUGAACUAUAACUUCCCACAAGCACAGGCUAACGGCAGGAGUGAGCGCACAGCCAUUGCAAGGACCUCCGCUGGUGAGACAGAAGACUCUGUCUCCAUAAACUUCACCCAGGAUUCAGAGGGCAAUAGGGUUCUGGCUCAUAGGAAUUCAGCUGACUCAUUCACUGGAAGUGUUUCUGUAACAAAUGGGAUAAUUUCAAGCAAGAGCGAGAGUUAUUGGAUAGGUGAGAAAGAGGCUCAUUUGUCCUCCAAGAGGGGGAUAACUAGAGUGGGUCUCAAACCUAAACACCUGAUGAAGCAAGGUAGGAGGAGAUGCAAAAACCUGCCCCCUCGUGGAAUUUCUUUCAUGGAUUUCUCAGAGGUUGAGAAUAUAAGUCCUGUUCCCAAGGGUAACGAAGGCCAGCAGACCAAUUGUCCUCUCUCCCAGGGGCGAAAAGCUAAAACAGAGCUUUUGAGAGACAGUAGUCAAAAUUUUGCUGACUUUUGGACAAGAAAUUCUCACAAUAUGGCUGGUUCAGCAGGAGAGCAGGGGGACAGUAAGAGUAGUCCUACCACACAGUUGUUUACCCAGGAUUCAGAGGGAUACAGAGUCAUUUCUCACCAGUGCUUCUAUGAGAAUGUCAGAUCUCCUUUGCAGAAAAAGUAUCUACAGGACAAAACCAAUUUUGUCCAGAGGGUGCCUAGCCCACCCUCUGUGGAUUGCUUUAAAGUUUAUUCUUCAGGGGCAUUGGACAGGACUCCUUUAGCUACUACAGCCAUUAAUUUAUGUGAGCCUGAGUCAUGCUAUGAUUUGCUAUUCACAGAGGAUUCAGAAGGAAAUAGAAUUAUCAAACAUUGAUUCAGUAGUAAUUUUUUUCUGAAUAAAUGGGCUGCUGAAAAAUUGACAUUUUUUAAUGUAUGUGAAAAUUCCUCUGCAGCCUCCACAGUGCAUCACUUUCUUUAAGAUACAAGGACUGUGUAAGCGUACACCUUGCAUAUAUGGCCUUUGGCUACGAGUGGUAUAGACCCACACACACAGGCUAUUUAUGCUGCAUGCAGAAUUGUUGUUGAUUAAAAAGAGAUUAUACAUGUGCAAAUAAAGUGAUAAUUUUAUAGCAAGA
Caretta caretta (loggerhead turtle) is the source of this 1677-nucleotide messenger RNA. It is a transcript of the gene AUNIP, whose product is annotated as aurora kinase A and ninein interacting protein. NCBI's taxonomy places the organism in Eukaryota, Metazoa, Chordata, Testudines, Cheloniidae. The record is from RefSeq and is a predicted model, not a curated record. Gene Ontology annotation, cellular component: centrosome; spindle pole. Gene Ontology annotation, biological process: spindle organization.